AUGUCGACUCUUUUGAAAUCAGCUCAAGCUUUGAAACCUUUGUUUGACAGAGUCUUGGUACAAAGAUUGAAACCAUCCAACAAAACUGCUAGUGGUCUUUACAUCCCAGAGAAGAACCAAGAGAAGUUGAAUCAAGGUGUCGUUAUUUCUGUUGGACCUGGUAUUACCAAUACUACUACUGGACAAAACAUUCCAGUUUCAGUUAAAGCUGGUGACCAAGUCUUAUUGCCUUCAUUUGGUGGAAACCCAGUCAAGGUCGGUGAAGAGGAAUACUUGUUAUAUACUGACAAGGAAAUCUUGGCCAGAAUUGAAAAGGACAAUUAG
Lodderomyces margitis is the source of this 324-nucleotide messenger RNA. RefSeq lists its product as uncharacterized. Gene Ontology annotation, cellular component: mitochondrial matrix. The record is from RefSeq and is a predicted model, not a curated record. Bases 1 to 324 code for a protein of 107 amino acids. The transcript has 2 exons. Gene Ontology annotation, molecular function: protein folding chaperone; ATP binding; protein-folding chaperone binding. NCBI's taxonomy places the organism in Eukaryota, Fungi, Ascomycota, Pichiomycetes, Serinales, Debaryomycetaceae.